Trypanosoma rangeli is the source of this 318-nucleotide messenger RNA. RefSeq names its product arginine N-methyltransferase, type I. The transcript has a single exon. NCBI's taxonomy places the organism in Eukaryota, Euglenozoa, Kinetoplastea, Trypanosomatida, Trypanosomatidae. The record is from RefSeq and is a predicted model, not a curated record. Bases 1 to 318 code for a protein of 105 amino acids.
AUGUGUCGUCCCAUUCAUUUUAGCUUUUGUAAUUCCACGGCGUUUCAACGGCACUUUAGCACGGCCCACCCACAGGGGGUGGUUGUGGAUGGCUUCACAGUGUGGUUUGAGGCGGGCUUUCGGGAGUGGGCCCUAAACACCUCCCCUUGGUGCCCGCCGACGCACUGGAAGCAGACAACUAUUCUCUUGCCGGCCACAGCGCGGGCGGAGCAGCUCGUGGCGUUCACGUCUCCGGAAGCAACGUCGGAGGUUGAGGUGCGACUCGUGGCGACAGACACCGCAUUGCGUUGUUGCAGCAUUGAGUUUGAGCUAAAGUAA